Molecule: messenger RNA, 2115 nt
Organism: Pestalotiopsis fici W106-1
Lineage: Eukaryota; Fungi; Ascomycota; Sordariomycetes; Amphisphaeriales; Sporocadaceae
Exons: 3
Coding region: 1-2115 (704 amino acids)
Biological process (GO): transmembrane transport; phosphate ion transport
Cellular component (GO): membrane
Molecular function (GO): phosphate transmembrane transporter activity
Source: RefSeq, a predicted model, not a curated record
AUGGACAUGCUUCCGGAGCCGGCAAUGCCCGUUGCACAUGUUCGGACUUACGGUGGCAAUCGGGCAUUUCAUAACUUUUUCAACGACUUCAGCCACAUCAAGGAUCCGAAUCUACGAAGGAGGCUGGCCCUCUCCGAGAUUGACAAGAUUCCUUUCGGGCUGUAUCACGUCAGAGCCAUUGCCGUCGCCGGGAUUGGCUUCUUUCUCGACUCGUACGAUAUUUUCGCCAUCAACCUCAUCACCACUUUGCUCGGCGUUGUCUUUUGGCAGGGGUCGCCGGAGGAUGCAAAGAAUGGAUACGGAGGCAACUAUGGGACACUGCCUACGCCGGUCAGCACAACAUUGAAGGCAUCAACGAGCGCAGGGAUAGUGGUUGGCCAGCUACUCUUUGGUUGGCUAGCAGAUGUUUACGGUCGCCGGCGCAUGUACGGAGUCGAGCUCGGCAUCAUUGUAGUAGCAACAUUGGCAUCGUGCCUCGUGGCACCAAGUCAAGCCGUGACUUUUACAGGUUCGAUGACAUUUUGGAGAGUCAUAAUGGGCAUUGGCAUCGGAGGCGACUAUCCCCUAAGUUCCGUCAUUACAUCCGAGUUUGCACCAACACGAUGGCGAGGAGCAAUGAUGGCUGCCGUCUUCAGCAUGCAGGGACUGGGUCAACUUCUUGCUGCAAUUGUGGCGCUGAUUGUAACGGUCGCUUUCAAGGACGCCUAUCUCGCAGCUCCAAAUGCAGCGUCUUGCAACAACGCCUGUCAGAUCGCAGCAGACCGUGCAUGGAGAAUCAUCGUCGGCGUUGGGGCAGUUCCAGCUUGUUUCGCACUCUAUUACCGAAUCACAAUCCCCGAAACACCGCGAUACACGUUUGAAGUAGCAAAGGAUGUUGAGCAAGCAGAUGCAGACAUCAAAGCAUAUAUGGCAAGCAAGUCUGAAGGAGAGGUUGAUGAGGUCAAGCGGGCAAGAAUGAAAAAGGUCGCAUCGCCUGCAUUGAAUAUACCGUCUGCAUCUUGGCCGGAUCUGUUUUCGUAUUUCGGCAAGUGGGAGAAUGCCAGAGUGCUCAUUGGCACCACCUUGUCUUGGUUCUUCUUGGAUCUUGCAUUUUAUGGCCUUGGCUUGAAUAACUCCAUCGUUCUUCAUGCCAUAGGUUAUGCCAACGGGGGCACCCUUUACGAGCAACUAUACAAUAAUGCCGUAGGAAUGAUUAUCCUUACCGUCGCAGGGUCGUUGCCAGGAUACUGGACAGCGAUUUUCACGAUCGAUACACUGGGACGAAAGCCACUCCAGAUCAUUGGCUUCGUAUUUCUCACCAUUAUAUUUUGCGUUCUCGGCUUUUAUUAUCAUCAUCUAAACCAAGGCGGGAUGCUUGCCUUGUAUGUAGUUGCACAAUUUUGCUUCAACUGGGGCCCGAAUACCACAACAUUCAUUGUACCAGGCGAGUGUUAUCCUACACGUUAUCGAUCCUCGGGUCAUGGUCUGUCGGCGGCAAUGGGCAAGAUUGGGGCCAUUAUCGCCCAAGUUGUAUCCAUUCCUCUGCUCAACAAGGACUCGCCAGCAAAUUGCCAAGGUAGCGCUUGCUCCCCUUGGCUCGACCGACUGAUGCAAAUCUUUGCCCUCUUCAUGCUGUGUGGAACCUUUGUGUCCUUGUUGAUACCCGAGACCAAAGGCAAGACUCUCGAGGAACUCGCCGGAGAAGCACCCACUUCAUAUAAUUCAGGACGCAACGGCAGUAUUGUCGCCCUGAAAAAGAGAUGGUGGAAUCCAUUCUCGGGUGGACAGCCAGCUGGAUUUUUUUAUUCGCGAACAAAGCAUUGGGGCAGGAAUCAACGGGUCGGCAUCAUGACUUCACCCGAGAUUGCAGCGCAGCAGGCACAAGAGAUGAGAGCAGCAAGAAGACUGAGACGAAAGAAGGGUAGUAGCGAAGACACCAAUUACGACUUUGAAAGCACCAGCUCUACCACAGGUAUCGUUCGGCCGAACAGUGCGCCGGAGGACGGCGAGGAAGCGCGAGGGUACGGCGGCGUCUUCCCGGGUUGGGUUGCUGGUUGGGGCCGAAUAGAUCGGGGCGGCAAUCCCACGUCGGUAGAGAAUAUUGGACUGCAAGACGUUGGGAAUUUGCUUCGGUGA